Molecule: messenger RNA, 813 nt
Organism: Hemicordylus capensis (graceful crag lizard)
Lineage: Eukaryota; Metazoa; Chordata; Lepidosauria; Squamata; Cordylidae
Gene: HOXC5
Product: homeobox C5
Exons: 3
Coding region: 1-705 (234 amino acids)
Biological process (GO): regulation of transcription by RNA polymerase II; anterior/posterior pattern specification
Cellular component (GO): nucleus
Molecular function (GO): DNA-binding transcription factor activity, RNA polymerase II-specific; RNA polymerase II cis-regulatory region sequence-specific DNA binding
Source: RefSeq, a predicted model, not a curated record
AUGAGUUCCUACGUAGCCAAUUCGUUCUAUAAGCAAAAUCAAAAUGUUCCUGCCUAUUCCAUGCAAAGUUAUGGGAAUUAUGGAUCUGUGUCUGAGGUUCAGCCAUCCAGGUAUUGCUACAGUGGGCUGGAUCUGAGCAUUACAUUCCCUUCAUCUGGGGCUUCCAACUCUCUGAACGGUGUGGACAUGUCUUCAGCCCCCAGAUCUAACCCAGACCGACCUUCCUGUACAGUCAUGGGAUCUUCAGGGCACACUUUAGGCAGAGACGACCAGACUCCUCUAAACCCAGGAAUUUACAGUCAGAAAGCUGGUAACAACAACAACAGCAACACGCCGUUGGAAGAUAGAUCUAAGAGCAGUGGGGAAAUCAAGAGUGAACCGGUGCAAACAGCCCAGCAAAGCGGGCAGCCUGUGCAGCAGCAGCAGCAACAGCAGCAGCAGCAGCCACCACAAAUAUAUCCGUGGAUGACCAAACUACACAUGAGCCACGAAGCAGAUGGCAAACGUUCCAGAACCAGCUACACUCGCUACCAAACUCUGGAACUCGAAAAAGAAUUUCAUUUUAACAGAUAUCUCACCCGCCGUAGGCGCAUAGAGAUCGCCAACAACCUGUGUUUGAAUGAGAGGCAAAUCAAAAUCUGGUUUCAAAACCGGAGGAUGAAAUGGAAGAAAGAUUCCAAAUUGAAAAGCAAAGAGUCUAUCUAGGAUUAGAUGCAGUCCUGAUGGAAGAGUCUAUCGAAGCCUCUUAGACACGAUUGCCAAAUGGAACCUCCAUGGAUACUGGCAGUCUACCUCUCAAUACCAGACGCUGAA